AUGGACGUGAUCAAAAUGGCCAGGAGUUGGAGACGAAGAGCCCCAGAUCGACCCGAAACAAAACCGACGAUUGUCAUGUCUCAUAAUGGCGUAUCCCGAGUCGGUGUAUAUAUCGGAGCCAAUAUAUGUAUAGACCAAAUGGACACGGACCAUGAGGUGGACGUCUUUCAUGCCGUAAAAAUGAUGCGGAUAAACCGGCCGCAGCUCAUUGACAUGAAGGACGAAUAUAAGUAUCUAUACGACCUGAUGCUGCAUUGGUACAUGACAAAUCCCGAGUAUCGAAUCUAUGACAAGGACGACUCAGGCGAAGAGGAUGGUGGUACCAAUACCAAACCGUCCUCAACACGGCAAUCGCUCCGAGAUAAGGAUCGGUAUUUGCGAGGCCAAAAUUCAGUCCGGAAAGAUCCUCGCAAACUUGCUGACAGCAACUAG
Messenger RNA from Cylicostephanus goldi, 432 nucleotides. NCBI's taxonomy places the organism in Eukaryota, Metazoa, Nematoda, Chromadorea, Rhabditida, Strongylidae. The record is from the annotation of a GenBank genome assembly.